CUUCGUAAGGAGGUCUAAACAGACACCAAAAUAGACACAGCCCCAGAACAGAGUCUAAUUUUAUUUCUUGGUAAAAAAGACUCAAAAAAUUUCCCGAGAAAGUGACACCACCUCUGAAGAUGGCUAGCAGAAAGCUGGUCCGUGACUUGCUUCUCUCCAAGCGUUCCGUUUAUAGUCAGAUGUUGAGACCUCCUCCAUUGGUUUCAACUUCAGGUACAAGAAUGAGAUUGUUUCCGGCAAACGGGUAUGUGGGUAGUCGUCAAUUUAGUGUCUUUAAUGAGCUUUCCAAGCAGGUUAAAGGCGAAGUUAACAGAAAUCCGGAAUUCCAACAGUCUGUCAAGGAACUGAAGGAAAAAGCGGAAGAUCUGAAAGGGGUUAAAGAAGACCUGAAAGUUAGAACAAAGCAGACAACUGAGCAGCUGUACAAGCAUGUUGAUGGUGCGUGGACAGAGGCUGAAGCCACGGCGAAAAAGGUUUAUGCCAAUGUGGAGGAAAAAAUUUCAGCUGCGACAGACGAGGUCAAAGGAACUUUUGGGAUGGGGAAGCAAGAGUCUUCAGGGUCAUCUGGUAAUUCAGCUAAUCAUGAUUUUAAUAUGAAAGAUGGAAGCCAGUCCGCAUUUGGAGAAGAAAAGCAGCAGCAAUCUGGGCCUGGUGAAACUGCGGAAACAAUAUUUGGCAAGGUCAAGUCUAGUGUUUUUUCCAUUUCUCCAAAGGUUACACUAGCUUUCCAGAAAUUAAAGGAAGCAAAGCCUGUUGACUUGGCAAAGAAGGGCUAUGACAUUGUAAAGGAAGAGCUGAGCGGCAACCCACAUAAGAGAAAGCACCUUGAAUAUACAACAUCUUCUGCAGGCCCCUCAUCUCGAGGUGGGAGGAGUACUAGAACUGACGUUGUCGUCUUGCCAACAAAGCAGUCUCGAUGGAGUAAGAAGUGGGAGGCAUUCAAAGAAAAGAUGCAAGGUCAUCCUGUAUUCAAGCGCGUCAGUGGUUUAAGUGAACCUGUUGUGAUAAAGAGCCGGGAGUUCAAAGAAGACGUGCAGGAGAUGUGGGACACUAGUGAUCAUCCAGUUGUUCACAAAAUACAGGAUAUCAAUGAAAAUGUCUUUGGAGAAACAGCUGCUGCAAUGUCAUUCAAGGAAAUACGUCAGCGAGAUCCAUCUUUUUCGUUACCAGAAUUUGUGGCUGAGGUCCAAGAAGUGGUCAGGCCAGUCCUCACUGCUUACUUCAAGGGAGAUAUUGAAGUUUUGAAGAAGUAUUGUAGUUCUCAAGUGAUUGAGCGGUGUAAGGCAGAGCGUAAGGCUUGUGAAAACCAGGGCAUCUUUUUUGAUAACAAGAUUUUACAUAUAUCUGAAGUUGAAGUAAGAGAGACAAAAUUGAUGGGGGACUCUCCCAUAAUCAUAGUUGCGUUCCAAACACAACAGGUCUACUGUGUGCUCGAUAAACUUGGCUCGAUAAAAGAGGGGGGCAAGGAUACCAUCCACACAGUGUACUAUGCUUGGGCUAUGCAACAAGUGGAUAGUGAAGUACUUGGAGAAGAUGUUCCUCAUGCAAUAUGGAGGCUUCUAGAAGUGCAACAAUUUGGUGUCCAGGCGCUUAUAUAGUUAUGCAUUUCCCCUUCAGCAUCUUCAUUCUUCAUUAUGUUGAUGAUGGAUGUUGAAUCAGACAAGUCUUCUCUGGGUUUUGUUUUUGUGCCAGGGGCAAUUUUACACAAUUAAUGUUUAUUUAUUUCCAUUGAAUAAGAAAUUGACUAUUAUUGAAAAUUUAUUCGUAUACGAGGAAGGACUGUUGAUCAAAAUUUUGCUUCAAUACGGGGUGAGCGAUUAGGAAAAGUGAACUAGAAUGUUAUGCUUCCUGCUUUAAAUAGGUAAUUUUUCUUUUGGACAACAAUAUGUUACAUCACUUGUUUAGAAGGUAUUAACUGUUUUUUCUUUCCAUGUGCUUUGGGGUGACAUUUGAUAGACUACAGUAUAAUGAUACUCUUACCAAGUUUUCACAUCAAAUUUCUCAUCGGGAAUGAUAUGGUGCGACACCUCCAUUUUGUGUUAAUGGGAU
Messenger RNA from Ilex paraguariensis (yerba mate), 2049 nucleotides. The record is from the annotation of a GenBank genome assembly. NCBI's taxonomy places the organism in Eukaryota, Viridiplantae, Streptophyta, Magnoliopsida, Aquifoliales, Aquifoliaceae.